Messenger RNA from Styela clava, 1916 nucleotides. Lineage: Eukaryota; Metazoa; Chordata; Ascidiacea; Stolidobranchia; Styelidae. The record is from RefSeq and is a predicted model, not a curated record.
UCUAACGUUACUUAUAUCCAGUAUAUCUUUAUUUACUGAUAUAUAAAAUACUAAUAUUCGGAUAUUAGAAUCUUAUUUGAUUGCAGGAUUGUGUGUGAUGAUCUUCAUGUAAAUUUAACAUUUUUGCAACUCGGUUCACUCAUUGCAGCAUUAGCUGAAUCAUGGAAGAAGAAUUAUCAAACGCUAGUUAUGAACAUUUGGUCAUAGGGGCACAAAGCCUAGAGUAUGAUGGAAGAGGAGAAGAAAAAGAAAUAGAUUCAACUAAAAGUGAUCUUGAUACACAUGUUGCCCUCGGAGUCGUCGAUGUUAGCAAUGUCAAGAUUGAUCAAUCUCAUUCAAAGCUAAAAGUUAUUGGUGGUGGCGAAGGAAAGACCACAGCAAUGAACAGAAUUGAUGGUGCUCACAGUCUUCAUUUAGACCAAGAUAAUAUGAGUGCUAAAGUAGAAUCGCAUGGAUCUGGGAUUACAGCAGUGAAUCUUAUAACCAAUUCACAAAAUAUCACACAAACAAUGAAUAAUUCAAAGUUUGUCGUUGGUGGCAGUAAGAAGCCCAACAGAUCAUCGAAGCCAAGUAUAACGUCAGUAAAUCACUUCGAUCAAUGCCACGGUAUCACUAUAACAGGCAACUCGCAUACCAGAAGUCACAAAAGAAGAAUCACCGCUCACACUGUCAUCAGUGGAAAUUCAGAUGUUACCAUUCACCAGAAUAAUGGCACCAACACCACAAUUAUAUUUGAUUAGAUUUAAUAUUGUAAAUGAGUGACCUUCAAUUUAAACUUUUAUUCUAGUUUUUAGUCGAUUCAAUAUAACAUAUAUUUUAAAUUAUUUUGUUAAACUUUUUAUCAAUUUCAAUCAGUCAAUAUUUUUUAUCGUCUUUAAUAUUCUAAAAAGUUCAUGAGCAUGAACUGUCCCUCAUCAUUAGACAAAACUGAAAGAAGUAUACCGUUAUAAGUCCUAUUUUUCUCAGAGUGACAGUUGCACCUAAAACUAGCAAGCCUUUUUAAGAACAAAUAACGGGAGCAGCUUGAAAUAAAUAAGAGAUCCAAAAUAUGCAAAUGGUAUAUAGCUUAAAAAAAUGGAACCACUAGAUUAAGUCGCUCUCAUGAAUAUGUAUCACUUGUGUUUUAUCUUCAACGGUGCACAUAUAUCAGUAGCAAAAUUUCUCCUUCCUAACGAAUUUGGCACUUCGUUUGUAUAGUAACCAUUGCUAUGUCUUGUAUCCUUUACUUGUUGUCUCACUAUCAUUCUUUUGAAUCAUUGCGGUGCUAGUUCUAACUAACCACUGCUAAAAAUACAAUAAUACUGUCGUUUUUAAUCUUUCAGAGCCAUGGGCUUUUUUGAUAAUUUCGAUAAAAACGGUGUUUUCUUUACUAGAAACAAUGCUUUUCAUCUAAACUGCAUGGGAAAUUGCUUUAAAACAGUUACAAACAAUAUGUUCCAUUAUAAACUUUAAUCUUUUUUACCCUUUAUUCUUGCUUUAUGGAGUUGCUUUAAUUUGUCUUUUUCAAGCUUGCCCACAAUUGUGGGAAAUUUUUGAUCUCACAUUAUUCAUGAAAUGACUAAACUCUUUCCGUGAACCACUGGAGGUCCACGAACCUUCGGUCGGUGUCAUUAUACCAAUAAAUGCAAAAGUCGGUUUCCAAUCGAUAGAAAUACCUGGCAAAGUGUUUCAGCUUAUCCAGGCAGCUGAUAAGCUAACAUCAACGAGUUAUCAAUAUUAUUAUAUACAGCGUAUCUGGGUGCAUUAAAUUUUUUUUUAAUCGCACUGCUUCAUUUGGAACACGCCUCUCUGGUAAUUGGCGAUUGACAAUAAUGCAUUUAUUCAUUUAGUUGGUAUAUGCAAACUUGUUGAUAAUUUUCUUUAUUAUUACUUCAAUAAUUUUAUGCUUCAGUUUUGAAUCAUGAAAACAAAAAAAA